Hyla sarda is the source of this 3683-nucleotide messenger RNA. It is a transcript of the gene PLK4, whose product is annotated as polo like kinase 4. The record is from RefSeq and is a predicted model, not a curated record. The transcript has 16 exons. Gene Ontology annotation, biological process: protein phosphorylation. Bases 207 to 3143 code for a protein of 978 amino acids. Gene Ontology annotation, molecular function: protein kinase activity; protein binding; ATP binding. Lineage: Eukaryota; Metazoa; Chordata; Amphibia; Anura; Hylidae.
CUCUCCGGUUGCUAUGGUGCCAGCGGUAGUUGCUGUGGCGUCCCCCGGGGCUGACGCGUUCCUCCCUUGGUGCUGUUGUGUUUGCUGAGACUUGUUGUCAUGUUGUGGUUGUGCUGUCAGUUGGGACAGCGGGAACAGAACCGGGAUGGAUUGAGAAGAUCCCGGGGACGUCCUGCUCAUAGUGCACAUCUACUCUGCUGCACACCAUGCUGGAGAAGGUCCUCACCUUCCUCUUCCCCAACCUCACCGCCAGAGACCAGCCUCCAGAUCGAGGACAUGACAAGCAGCCGGGAGGGGGCCUCAAGCCUCUGCUCCAAGGAGAGAACAGCAUCGAGGACUUCAAUGUCCUCAACCUCCUCGGAAAAGGCUCUUUUGCCUGUGUUUACAGGGCACAGUCCAUCAAUACUGGCAUCGAGGUUGCUAUCAAAAUGAUCGACAAAAAAGCAAUGCAGCGGGUGGGCAUGGUGCAGCGGGUGCGCAAUGAGGUGGAGAUCCACUGCCAGUUGAAGCAUCCAUCUAUCUUGGAGCUUUACAACUAUUUUGAAGACGGUAAUUAUGUAUACCUGAUAUUGGAAAUGUGCCACAAUGGAGAGAUGAACAGAUACUUAAAGAACAGGAAGAAACCAUUUACUGAAAAAGAAGCUUGUCAUUUCAUGGACCAGAUAGUGAAGGGGAUGCUGUAUCUACAUUCUCAUGGCAUUCUGCACAGGGACCUCACUCUUUCCAACCUCCUGCUCUCCAGCGACAUGAAUAUUAAGAUUGCAGACUUUGGACUAGCAGCUCAGUUGAAAUUGCCGAAUGAAAAGCACUUCACAAUGUGCGGAACACCAAACUACAUUGCCCCUGAGAUUGCUACCAGGAGUGCGCACGGUCUUGAAUCUGAUGUUUGGUCCCUUGGGUGCAUGUUGUAUACGUUUCUUGUUGGGAGACCUCCUUUUGACACCGACACUGUGAAGAACACUCUGAAUAAGAUAGUUUUGGCAGACUAUGAGAUGCCCAGUUAUUUGUCUAGGGCGUCGAAGGAUCUGAUCUUUCAGUUGCUACGCAAAAACCCUGCGGAUCGGUUAAGUCUUUCAUCUGUGCUGGACCAUCCAUUUAUGACGGCACGAUCCUCCUCCACCUGUGACGAUAUCGGAGCUGUAGAAGACUCCAUAGACAGUGGUCAUGCUACCAUUUCUACAGGAUUUACUGGUUCUUCUGGGGUUAGUGUUAGUGGGCGCUUACAGGAAAAAAGGAUUUUGUCAGGACCUUCGCUUCCCAGCAAGAUGAAUAUCUUUCAAUUCAAGGAUAGACAACCGAAUGAUGGUUUAACAGUGGAUGGUGGAAGCUUCUACAGUUGUCAGCGAGAGGAAAAUGACUCUGAGAGGAGGGGGAGGAAAACUGUCGUCAGUGAAGAGAGGCCCCGUUCCCGCUACCUUCGAAGGGCUCACUCUUCUGACAGAACUGGCACCUCUCGUAGUCAGACACAUAGUAAACCAAACAGCUUUGCGGACAGAUGCCACUCUGUGGAGACAUUGAAUAAGCCUGGUCACCUAAGUGGGUACAGGACCUCCACAUCCUCUCCUGCCAACAGUUAUGGAGAUCUACCUCAGAUGUUUCCAGAGAAAGCUGCCCAUGGCUCUUUGGAUAGACUUCCCUCUCCUCCAGUCAAAGAGAAAACUCUGUCUGAAUUUUUCUGUCCUCCACAACUCUCAGGUGUCAGGUCUGAUGAAAGGGGCCAAGCUGACACUGUGCAGCAAUGGUUCGGAGCCAUGCAACUAAAUGGUCAAAUGCAAAGAACUCAGGAUGUCAGCGAUGUAAGUAAUUCUGCUGCAAAUUAUUACGGCCAACCGGCCAUACAGCAGGAGACGCCCAUGUACAACUGGAACGAUGUGACGGUGAAAAAAGUGACAGACUCUUCCCUUGACUUUGCUCACAAAGGAAUGAGAACAUUUCCAGUUUCAGAAGAAAAUCCACACAAAAAAAAGUCUAAGAUACCUCAACAAGCUGCAAGCUACUGCUCCCUGAGGAGCAUAAUUCCUCCACUUAGUUCAGAAAGACUGAAGCCUAUCAGACAGAAGACCAAAAAUGCUGUGGUGAGCAUUUUGGAUACUGGAGACGUUUGCAUGGAAUUUCUGAAAGAACAGAACUCUCAGGAACAAGUCAAAGAGGUUUUGCGUAUAUCCGGUGAUGGGAAUUUGAUUUAUAUUUAUCAUCCAAAUGAAGGCAAGGGGUUUCCUUUGGUUGAUCGACCUCCAUCUCCUCCUGAGAACAUGUUAAGUUACACAUUUGACAGUUUACCAGAAAAGUACUGGAAAAAAUACCAGUAUGCAUCAAAGUUCAUCCAGCUUGUAAGGUCCAAAACACCUAAAAUUACCUACUACACUAAAUAUGCAAAAUGCAUGUUAAUGGAGAACUACCCCAAUGCUGACUUUGAGGUCUGCUUCUAUGAUGGAGCAAAAAUUCACAAGACAGUUGACUUCACUCGAGUAAUAGAGAAGUCUGGAAAGUCCUACACCCUGAAAGAUGGGAGCAGAGUCAAUGGCCUGACUGAGGAAAUGAAGUGCUAUGUGGAUCACGCCAAUGAGAUUCAUCAGCAUUGCCUGUCUUUGGAGUCCGUUUUAAUUAUAGAAGAAAAGAAGGAAGAAAAUUUCCCGUUAUUUCCAAAUAUAACUGGAAGGAGACCAGUAAGCACGGAUUCCCCUAAACCACCAGCACGAGGUGUACCUUCUGGGGAGUCAGUAUGUGGACACAAGGAUCAGAACCCUCCUAAUCGGGCAUCGGGCUGCUCAACCUCACCACAGGUGUCUAAUGUCGAUCCUCCUAUUCUUUCCUAUGAGGAAUCUGUAUUUUCGGCUCGAAGUGCUCCUUCCUCCAACGCUUCAAAAAGUCACACUCCAGAUUCUGGCCACGUCUUGAAGUCUGUUUUUGUUAAAAAUGUUGGCUGGGCAUCUCAGUUAAACACUGGGGCAGUAAGGGUGCUGUUUAAUGAUGGUUCCCAGCUAGUUGUUCAGCCUGGAGUCUCCUCUAUAGUGUACACAGCGCCAAAUGGGCAAGUGACCAGGCACGGAGAAAAUGACAAGCUUCCGGAAUAUAUAAAAAAUAAACUACAGUGCCUCUCUUCCAUCUUGAUGCUCUUCGCAAAUUCAUCAAGCCACUCGUGACCAUAAGCCAGGGGUCUCAAACAGGUGGUCCUCCAGAUGUUGCAAAAACUUCAUCUCCCAGCAUGCCUGGACAGCCAUGGGCUGCAGCUAACUGUCAUGCAUGCUGGGAGUCAGUUUUACAACAUCUGGGGGGCCACCAGUUUAAGAUCCCUGCUAAGCCUUCUGUAUUAACCUUUUAAGGUUCUUAACUCACAAUACAUGAUCAUUUUUGCUUAUCAACUAGGCUUAAGACUUUUUGCCUUUUGUCAGGUUUUUCCUUCCUAAUACCUUAAUGAUGUCUUUAAAUUCUGGCAUAAUAUGUACAUAACAUGGAGAGGCAGAAUCGAAUAUAAUGGAUGAUUCCUUUUUGUAGAACUGUCUGUAUGUAAAUGUUGUAUGUAUUUUGUAAUAUGAAAAGUAUUUUUAUUUUAAUUUAUAUAUUUGUAACCAUGCUAAAAAAAAAAUCUUCCUGCAGAAAUAUCCAUAAUAAAUGCAGUGACAAGAUUUUUAACAGAUCUUCUUUCCAUUAAAUGGUUCUGUAGCAUUAAAGAGGAAUUCUUU